AAACCCCUAGGUCGUUAGGAAACCCCAAGAUUCGAGUUUCCUUUCAACAGACCCAUCACGUUCCUGAGGCUAUCUCCUGCCUCAACCCGUCCCCUGCAGCCUUACCUUACGUCUGCAGCAAUGGAGGCUGUUGCCAGGAACGUUGUGUCCUGUCCUUGCGUGGCUGCCGCUGCCAGGGCCUCAGAGUCUUUCUCUGCUCGCAGCUCCGUUGCUGCGUCUAAGACGACUCUCUUCGGCGGUGCUCGUCGCAAUGCCCUCGUCGCUAAGGUUCCCGUAGCUGCUGGCAAGUCCGCCAACAGGUCCGUCGUCUGCAUGGCAAAGGAGAGCGCUGCUGCUGGCUACGCAGCUGCCCUUAUCGAGCUGGGUCAGUCCACCAAAACUCUCGAGGCCAUUCACAAAGACGUUGAGACCCUUUCUGGACUCAUCGGCAACGCUGAGCUCGCGAACUUCUUGGCCAGCCCCGUCGCCUCGGACGUGCAGAAGAAGGCCGUGAUUAAGAACCUCGCAGCUGAUGCCGGCCUCAACGCCUAUACCGCCAACUUCCUGAACGUCCUCGUAGACAAGAAGCGGAUGAACAUCGUUAAGGAGAUCGCCGCUGUGUUCGAGGAGCUGUACUGCGAUAUCACCGAUACCCAGGUUGCCGUUGUGACGUCGGCCGUGAAGCUCGAGAACUCGCAGCAGGCCCUGAUCGCGAAGAAGCUGCAGAGCAUGACCGGCGCGAAGAACAUCAAGCUGAAGAACGUGGUCGAUUCGUCGCUGAUCGCUGGCUUCAUCGUGAAGUACGGCAAGGAUGGCUCCCAACUCAUUGACAUGAGCGUGAAGGGUCAGUUGGAUCGCCUUGCGCAGCAAUUUGACCUGUCAGACAAUGCCCUGUCUGCCGUUUAGGGGCCGUAUUUGACGAUGCUACUCUUUUUAUGUACGGAAGUUAAUCGCAGGUAUACCAUUGUUGCUUUAAUUCUUGUUAUCAGGUGAUUAAACGACUACAGGAGUUAACUCACAGCCGCUUUACUUCAGCAGUACACCAUUCCUCGGGCCGCCCUAACGUGGAGGCCUUGUACAGAUGUAAUUAACCUUAGUGGCAAAGCUGGUUCCUCCUCAGGCUUGAAGCCAUGUCCGGUA
This is a messenger RNA of Closterium sp. NIES-67, 1119 nucleotides long. Lineage: Eukaryota; Viridiplantae; Streptophyta; Zygnematophyceae; Desmidiales; Closteriaceae. The record is from the annotation of a GenBank genome assembly.